CCAUGUGAAUCAUCUGUGUCAAAGCCAAACCACCGCGGCUGCCUCCUGGAAGAAGCCUGAUUACUGUGCCGUGUGUGUGUGUGUGUCCGUGUGUGAGAGAGAGAAUGAGACAGUGUGUGUUUGGGCUGUGAUUGGAUAAUCUGAAUGCAGAUCUGGGAGGAGUGAGCGGAAUAACAGAGUGAAUAAGAGAGACGGGGGUAAAAUAAUAAUAAAAAAAGGCUGGCCCACAGAGAAGAGCCGCAACAAGAACCAUGUCUCUGACUCCGAGCGCAUCUGCCAGCCUGCAGCCAGCAAAGAUGAAAAAAGACGAAUCCUUUCUGGGGAAAUUAGGAGGAACCCUGGUCCGGAAGAAACGGGCUAAAGAAGUGAGCGAUCUCCAUGAGGAGGGGAAGAAUGCCAUCAACGCACCUCUGCUUCCUUCUGCAACAGAAAUCCAUCCAGAGGACACUCUGCUGGAAGAAAAUGCUGAAAGGAUCAUGCUGGACCCCACGUCAAGGGAAAACCCUAAAUUUAAAGAUCUCGUGAAGGUGCUGAUCGACUGGAUCAACAGCGAGUUGGAGGAGGAGAGGAUCAUAGUGAAAGACCUGGAGGAGGACUGCUACGACGGACAAGUGCUGCAGAAGCUGUUCGAGAAACUGUCGGGUCGGAAGCUGAACGUGGCGGAGGUCACCCAGUCGGAGAUCGGACAGAAGCAGAAGCUGCAGACGGUUCUGGAGGCGGUCAACAACACGCUGAGGCCUCACGGCUGGACGCUGGAGUGGAGUGUGGACUCGAUCCAUUCAAAGAACCUGGUGGCUAUCGUUUACUUGCUGGUUGCUCUCGCUAUGCACUUCCAGGCUCCCAUCAGACUCCCCGAACACGUGACUGUGCAGGUGGUGGUGGUAAAGAAGAGAGAAGGAAUCCUGCAGACUGCUGUCGUGGCUAAAGAACUGACCAGCACCACGGAAAUGAUGCUGGGGCGAUUUGCAGAGCGGGAUGCAUUUGACACGUUGUUGGAUCACGCGCCCGACAAGCUCAACGUUGUGAAAACGUCCCUCAUCACCUUCGUGAACAAACACCUGAACAAGCUGAACUUGGAGGUCACUGAGCUGGAGUCUCAGUUUGCUGAUGGAGUGUACCUGAUUUUGCUGAUGGGGCUGCUGGAAGACUAUUUCGUCCCUCUCUACAACUUUUUUCUCACCCCUGAAAGCUUUGAGCAGAAGGUUCACAACGUGGCAUUUGCCUUUGAGCUGAUGCAGGAUGGAGGCCUGAAGAAACCAAAGGCAAGACCAGAAGAUGUGGUCAACCUGAACCUGAAGUCCACCCUCAGAGUCCUCUACAAUCUGUUCACCAACUACAAAAACUCUGACUGAACCCGUUUCCCUGGCAGUACUCUGGCCAGAGUAACUCUGAACACGCCGUAACGACGUUAGCCCGGGCUAACGUCGUUACGGUCUGGACACUGGAAGGCGGCCACCUGGGACUGAGGGACAUCAUCAUUAUCUGCAAUCCAAAACCCCCCGGAGGAAAGGGCAGAACGAGGCUCUGAACGUUCUUCUUUAAUCAUCGUCUUUAAUCCAAAUGUCAGUAUUUAUUUAUUCCAUCCUCGAAAGUUGUCUGCGACUUAAGAAGCAGGGCGACCUUUAGGCUCUGCAUUUGAAUACAGCCGUCAUGGGAAAACGACGACACUGGAGAAUGUUUGUGCUGAAGUGAACUAAUUGCCUUCAGCGCUGAAUAUUUUUGCUGACAUUUUCGGCAAAAAUAUUCAGCUGGAUCGUGGAAAUGGAACUGAAAUUUUAGAUUAGAAUGUUUUUUUCACUUUAUUUUUUGUUGCAAAAAAAGAAAAAGAGAAGCCAGAAUCAGAAUAGAAAGGUUAUAUUUUAGCUCUUCUUCUAUUUGCUCAGCCUAUGCAAAACUCAAGCCGUUAACUCUGUGAGAUGUACGAGAUACAAAGCAGUCUGUUCAAAACUUGUACCGAUAAGUAUGUUGUAAAAGUACAUGAAUGUAAUAACUGUCCUUUAAAACUCAUAUUUAAUUAAAAAUAGUUUAAACAAAGCAAAUCAA
Gambusia affinis (western mosquitofish) is the source of this 2043-nucleotide messenger RNA. It is a transcript of the gene parvb, whose product is annotated as parvin, beta. The coding region runs from base 252 to 1352 and encodes 366 amino acids. The transcript has 13 exons. NCBI's taxonomy places the organism in Eukaryota, Metazoa, Chordata, Actinopteri, Cyprinodontiformes, Poeciliidae. Gene Ontology annotation, cellular component: actin cytoskeleton; focal adhesion; cytoplasm. The record is from RefSeq and is a predicted model, not a curated record. Gene Ontology annotation, molecular function: actin binding. Gene Ontology annotation, biological process: lamellipodium assembly; establishment or maintenance of cell polarity; substrate adhesion-dependent cell spreading.